AUGAUGCCAGAUGUAGCUCAUGCAGCAAUGGAAUCGUUAUUAGCUUUACAUGAAACACAAAAUAUUGAAUUAUGGAAUCCUAAAAUGUCAACCAAUACUUUUUGGUCUAUAUCAAGUGAAGUACCUUUUUCCAUAUCACAGAAAUUGAUUUUACAUCAAAUUUAUGAAUAUACAUCUGUAUUAAGAUGGUUGAGAGAAAUUCUUGUUUUACAUAAUGCAUAUUUUGGUUCAAGUUUAAUAUUUUUAUCAGCUGGUGGAAUAUUUAUUUGGUGGGAUAUAUUCCAAAUAACUGAUCAAAGAUUUGUUAUUCCAUUCUUCCUUUUUGUUGCUUGUGUAUUAUUAACUGCUGGUCUUUUUGAUUAUGGAACAUAG
Rotaria sp. Silwood2 is the source of this 372-nucleotide messenger RNA. The record is from the annotation of a GenBank genome assembly. NCBI's taxonomy places the organism in Eukaryota, Metazoa, Rotifera, Eurotatoria, Philodinida, Philodinidae.